AUGUCAUCCAACUUGAAACCUGACGAGCAGCGCGUCGAUUUUCCGCGCUGCGUCGAGUGUGGUGGCUAUGGUAUGGGACUUGUCAUGAACGCACAGAAGCUCUGUACACACUGUGCACGCAUUAAAAAGGUCUUUUUUGACCCAGAUAGUAAUAAAUUCUGUCGUGAUGAAGGCUUUAUUGACAUUUCACCAAGAGCCGACGGUGGUGUAUUGAAAAAGAUUGUUCGUGAAGGAAAAGCAAGUAUACAAAAGCUGGAAGAAGGCUGUCCGACAAUUGUGCAUUAUGUUGGCCGGUUAAUGGAUGGCUCUAUAUUUGACACAACACGUGAUAUGUUGGAUGGAAAAUAUGUCGGUGGAACAGAUGAUCCAUUCGAAUUUCAAUUGGGUCGAGAAAAAGUGAUCAAGGGCUGGGAUAUUGGUGUUGCUACGAUGAAUGUAGGUGAAGUGGCACGAUUUAUCAUUGCUCCAGAAUAUGGAUACGGUCAUAAGGGGUUUGCACCAAAAGUAGAACCUAACGAGACUCUUGACUUUGAAAUUGAGUUGAUCAGUUUUAAAGACCCCCUGCCUCGCUUUCCUACUCAAGCUGAACUUGCAGAAUCUCGCAAAAAGCAGCAUGAAGAGGAUUUGAAAUUACUGGAGGAAAACCCGCCGCCUACGGUUGAUGAACGUAUUGAAAGCGCACUGGAACAGAAGGAAAAGGGCAAUGCUUUGAUCGCUAAACAAGAUUACGAUCAGGCUCAGAAAUGCUACGACUCGGGGUUUGUUCACAUAUUUUACUCCAAGGAAGAGUGGGAGAACUUUUUGUCCCAAGAAGACAAAGACAAAGUUAACAAGGUAAAAUUGCUGCUCUAUCUUAACCGAGCGCUGUGUAAGAUCAAGCUUGCAAAGAUUGAGGAUGCGCUUUGGGAUUGCGACCAGGCAAUACUUCUUGAUCCGAACAACAGCAAGGGUCACUUCCGUCGAGGCCUUGUGUUCACAGAAAAACUGAAGAACGAGUUGGAAAAGGAAAAGAAUGGCGAGUUCUGGAUUGUUGACAAGGGUUUUGAGUAUUUAUCGGAGGCUGCAAAAAGUUUUGACAAGGCGAAGGAGCUUAUCGGCGACGCUAACGACCAUAAACUACUACACGCCCUAGCCGACCUUAAGCGAAGUCAAACGUUGUUAAACAAGUACGCGGCCAAGUACAAAGAGGACGAGAAAAAGUUGUACAAGGAAAAAAUCUUUGACCGUUUGGAGGCCAAGAAUAAGGAGCUUGAGAAGCAGGAAAAGCUAAGAGCGGAGGCCGAGGAGUUUGAUGAUAUGCCUGCGCUUGAAUAA
Molecule: messenger RNA, 1314 nt
Organism: Peronospora belbahrii
Lineage: Eukaryota; Oomycota; Peronosporomycetes; Peronosporales; Peronosporaceae
Source: the annotation of a GenBank genome assembly